Messenger RNA from Emiliania huxleyi CCMP1516, 366 nucleotides. RefSeq lists its product as hypothetical. Lineage: Eukaryota; Haptophyta; Isochrysidales; Noelaerhabdaceae. The record is from RefSeq and is a predicted model, not a curated record. The transcript has a single exon. Gene Ontology annotation, molecular function: iron ion binding; C-4 methylsterol oxidase activity. The annotation marks the transcript as partial. Gene Ontology annotation, biological process: sterol biosynthetic process.
GUGGCGUGGCAGGUGGCGUGGCAGAUGGUCUUGCACGACGCGAUCUUUUACCACUGCCAUCGCCUACUGCACACACGGGCGUUCUACCGCUGGCACAAGGAUCACCACUCUGUCGUUGGCAGCUACGCCCUCGCCGCAGAGUACGCCAGCGACGCCGAGAGCUUCCUCGGUCACAACCUCCCUGUCUUUGUACCCGCGAUGCUGCUGAGCCUUCUUGGCGAUUGCGUCUCCUUUGCCGCCUUCCUCUCGUGGAUCAGCGUGCGCCUGAUACACUCCUACGCCAUCCACUCGGGGUACGAGCUGCCGUGGCUGGUGGGCGCCCUGAUGAUGCAGAGCUCCGGCGCCGACGCACACCACGAGAAUCAU